AGUUCGCGGAAUACGGUGAAGACGCGAGUCGUCUGUUCGUCGCGCGCGUACGUAUGUAUACGGUGCUUCACGCUCGACGACGUUUCAUCGCCUCUCGCUGUCGGAGAGGGAGAAAGAGAGAAAGAAGAGAAGCCUCGAAGCGUGUCCAUACCGUUGUCACCCUCCGUUUGUUCGUUCGUUCGUUCGCGCUGUGAGCUAGCUGCAAGUGACAACCCUCUGAAGUAGAAGCUUAUCGCUUUCCUGUCGACCGUCACUCGUUAAGUGCGGUGUGACUCGUACGAGCGACACUCGACGAAUGACGAGAAGCAAAGGGCCUCCGAUAGGGCCAGGUAACGAUCCGACCGAAGGAAAAUCGGAGUCGUAGGCGGGGCCUAAGGUCGGGGACACGUGACACGGAAACUGUCACGCCGCCCUUGUCCUCCCCUCUCUCGCCCCCUCCACUCGACCGAAAAGCACCGAGCCAGCGAUACGAGCGUCGCUUCUACCAACCGACAGCGUGCCGCCAAACGCUUCUGUUCGACUCUUCGUCGACUCUUCGCUUCUUUAUCUCGAUUAUCUGCUCGAUCGAUUAAUUCUUUUCACACUGGAUAUGCAGGCGCACGAUCCUCUACGAUCCCGAUGCUCUUGUAUACACGCAUGCAUUCGAACGCCGCCAUCUCGUCCCUCCACGCCCGCUACGUUUAGAAUUUUGCCAAUGACUCACCGGAAGCAGUUUUAACGACACUUCAAAAUAACCGACAGGUACAUACGACUAAAUGUGAUACUGAAAUGCACGACAUUUCGUGACACGAAAAAAAAAAAGAAAAAAAUGGGAAUCGCGACGAUGUCGAUAAUAGUGUUUGUUACUAUAUUGACAGCUGUCUAUUGUCUAACCGCGUGACAUCUAGGAAGAUUUUUGAGAAUUAUGGUAAUAUUCGAACCGCGUUCGAUCGUAGCUCGCAGUAACGGAAAUUCUCGACGACGCGGUGUUCUCGUUACUCGUUCGACUCACUCUCGUUACAAGUUCGUUUUUCAACGCCCUUGGUUCGCUGCUUUUCGUACGUAUGAUGCUUGUUGGAAUCGCCGAUCGUCGCAGUACAUUCGCGGUUCGUAGUUUGCCGAUGAUUCGACCGACAUCCGACGCGGUCGAAUUCGCGGUCUGACGCGAGUCGUACGUCCUUGGGAAGAUGCAGCAGGGUAGCGUAGGUGACGGGGACUCAGCCCCGAAUUCGAAGAAUUCGCCGAGAAAUCCCUGCCCGAGCGACGCCGACGGCCAGGUUCGAGUUAAAGUCGAGGCGCCCGAAUCGACAGAGGCGUUCGACGUCAAACGAGAGCCUCAAGACGAGUACCACGCUCUCCACCAUGAUUACCAUUACGACAAAAAGCCGAUCGUCCCGCCUCCGACGAAGCUCGAUGGAAAUAUCGAGAUCAUUAGCCAGUGUCAGACGCCGCAUCAAAGCUAUCAGCCGCGACCGGUAACAACUGGGCUCUUGAACUCUUACGGAUUCCCGCAUUUUUAUGGGCCAUCGGCGAUGCUGCCUGCGUCAUUUCAUGGCGCCAGACCGGACCGACCAAUCGGGAAGAUUGACGAGCGCGAGCACGAACAGGAACGUUACAGAGUGCCGGUGUCCAGUGUCGCCACCAGUGACAGUGUUUAUCUUCACGAUUCGCACAGAUACGAGAUUGGUGAUUACCAUGGGAAAGGUUAUUCGGGAAUGUCUUACGCCGCGUUUCGGCCGGCGAUGCAGCAGCGUACAGCGGUGUACUCCAGUCAUCAUAACAACAGUGGCUAUACGGCUGCGCAGUAUCAUAACAGGAAGCGCAAAUGGAGCGGUGCUGCACUACGCGGAAUGCCACCGUCGAUGCCUUGGCCAACGUGGUUCUACCGACCGGAUUUCCCUCUCGGCACGUCGCUACCUGCCAGCCACGUUUCGAACGCCAGCAGUGUUCCCACUUCGUCGCCUUUGUGCUCCAGAAGUCACUCGCAACCGGAAGCGCCUAAGGCUCCUGAUUUUCUCGAUGGCAGCAAAAUUCACGGGCAAACUCCGACGAUAUGCACGACACAAAUAAUUUUAUAA
Messenger RNA from Frieseomelitta varia, 2057 nucleotides. RefSeq lists its product as uncharacterized. Bases 1167 to 2057 code for a protein of 296 amino acids. NCBI's taxonomy places the organism in Eukaryota, Metazoa, Arthropoda, Insecta, Hymenoptera, Apidae. The record is from RefSeq and is a predicted model, not a curated record. The transcript is spliced from 3 exons.